This is a messenger RNA of Chilo suppressalis (striped riceborer), 3234 nucleotides long. NCBI's taxonomy places the organism in Eukaryota, Metazoa, Arthropoda, Insecta, Lepidoptera, Crambidae. The record is from the annotation of a GenBank genome assembly.
UGGCGAUGUAAUGAACAUUUGAUAUAAACUCUGUAAUUUCUGUGUUUAUUACUUGCAAUUUGUCCGUGCUAUUCCUAUACGUAUGAGUUUUUCUAUACUUCUCAUUGUAAACAAUAAUUUUACUUCAGCCAACAUAACAUUAUUCAAGCAACAUAAGCCUGAACAUAGAAAUUAAGUGAAUAUCUAGAUGGUUUAAUGAUGCCUCGGCGCUGUACGGAGGUAGUACAAUUACCAAUGCCUCCUAAGAAGAAGAGCAAAGUUCUAGAAGUACCACCUAGUCUAGAUGUUAGUUUUUUUGACGACGAAGCUUUGCCACCCGGAAUAGUGUUUUCGGACAUUCAGCAAAAUAAAUGGCGCAUUGGAAAGCCUAUUGGAAGGGGCAGUUUUGGUCGCAUUUAUCUUGCUUCAGAUGAAGUUGAGAAAGAAGUCACAAAGUUAAAUGCAAGAUAUGUUGUGAAGAUAGAACCACAUACAAAUGGGCCCCUAUUUGUUGAAAUACAUUGUUUGAUUCGAUCAGCUCAAGCUUGCAAAGUAAAAUCUUGGAGACAACAAAUGAAACAGAAACGCCUUGGCAUGCCAAUCUACAUUGCCAGUGGGUCCUUCACAGAUGAGACAUCAGGCAUUAAGUACAGGUUCCUUGUCCUUCCGCGAUUUGACAUUGAUUUACAUAAAAUCAUAGCUAGGACAAAGGUCCUAGAUUUAAGAAAUGUACUAGUAUUGGCCAUUCAAAUUCUUGAUGUGUUGGAGUACUUACACAAUCAGGGGUAUACACAUUCAGAUAUAAAAAGUUCAAAUCUAAUGCUAGGCUUUGAUGGGAUGAAAUUGGGCAAAGUACCAGCUGUGAAACACACACCAUCGUUUCAAAAAGAAAUUAAAGAAGUGUCUGUAUUGAAUGGAAAGCAGCGAAGAGUUAAAAAUGGUAAAAACAGAAUGUCUUAUUAUGAUGAUGAAGAUUAUAUUGUGAAAGACUACAAAAGCUCUCCACAUUCAAGUGAAAGUGACAAAAGGUUAGCCAAUGUAAAGAAGAAGUUGAGGAGAAUUCUUUCAGAAAGAGACAAUAGAACUUUACAUAGGCACCAUGCAUUCAAUUUAAGACAACUCUCAAACUAUGUUAACUAUGAAGACCUAAACAGCUCAGUAUGUUCUGAUCAAUCGUAUCAGAAGUUGAUUGAUGACUUUGGCAACAAUCUCAUGAGAACAUCAGAAGAAUUUUGUGAAGACUCUAUACAUAACAAUUAUUCUGAAACUCAAACGCUUCCCUUCAAUGAAUUAUAUGGAGAAGCUAUAUUGUCACAGUCAAAUGGUCAAAUCUAUUUGCUAGAUUAUGGUUUGGCAUCUAAGUUUCUUGAUUCCAAUGGGAAACACAAAGAAUUUGGCAUGGAUGCAAGAAAAGCCCAUGAUGGUACAUUAGAGUAUAGUUCAAGAGAUUCACACAUUGGUGCACACUCCCGGAGAUCUGACUUAGAAACUCUAGGAUACAAUCUCCUCGAUUGGCUGACUGGUACCCUUCCCUGGAAAACUACAGAAGUUUUAGCUGAGCCUGAUUUAGUACAUGCAUUAAAGAAAAACUUUAUGAGUGAUAUAAAGCUGUUGUUAAAAACAUGUUUUAAGACUGAAUUCUAUCCUCAAUUUAUGGAAAAGUAUUUGCAGUAUGUCACAAGUUUGGAUUUUACAGAGAAACCUGAUUAUGAUUACUGCAGAAGUCUCUUUAAAAGUGAAUUGCUUAAAAAUGGCUAUGACAAAGACAUUUGCCUUAACUUUGCUGAAACAUUUAUGGCAUCAGUGAACCGUAAUAAUAAACUAUUCCGUUCCAAAAUAAUGAUGAAAAAAAAUACAUCAAGAGAUUUUGUGGUUAUAAAUGGAAUCAAAAAAGCUUUUGAAAGGGAAAAUGUGUACUCUCUAGAAAAUGAUCUAAAAUUGGAGUUAUUAAAACAAACUCUAAACUCAUCUAGUGAUGGAGUGCGUAAACCAUGUACUUCAAGGAACUUCUUUAUAUCAGAUGCAGAUCUUGUUGCAAGACUCAAAAAAUCUCUGAUGCCACAUGACAUAUUUGGUAAAAAGUUGUCUCCCAAAAAUUUAAGAUCCAAAAAGAAAACAGUACAAAAGCGUAGAGGAGUAAAAAAACACAGAAACAGUAUUGGUAAGUUUGGAAACUUUAUGGGGUCAGCAAGGCAGUUUACGUGGGCGGAAAUUUUAGCUGGUAACCCAGAAGAUAUCAUCAGGAAGGAACGUAAUGCUACAGUAAGUGAAGAUGAUGAAUCAACAUGUAAAUAUAGAAUUCGGAAACUGUCUAAUUCUUCCUCAGAUAACAAUGUUGAUAAUGUUCAAUCACCACUGAUGCAGAAAGAUUAUUUGCAAGGAUUGAACCCAACUUAUGCUAUGAAAGAAGUCAUAGCAUCUUUUAAAAAAAGAGCAUCUGGAAAGAAUAUUAAAGAACCAGAGGAAAACCCCGAAGGUUUGGAAGGAUACACACCGGCAAUGAUUAGGGUUUACAGAAUGAAAGAGAAAAGAGAGGCAAAGGAAAACCUAGAAGCAGCCAAACAAAAUUGUGGGAAGAAAGAGGUAAUGACACAACAAAGACGUACAAGGUCCAAUAAAAAGGUUCCUAACAAAACUGUUCCUGCAACUAGGACUACAAGAAAAAAAAUAUCCAAUGAUAGUAGUAAUGAGAAAUCUGACUCAGAGUUAGACCAAAACAAAGAAAAGUCUAAACCUAAGAAAAAUAAGACUACUACUGGAAAGAAAACAGUCCAAAUUGUUGAAGAAAUCAAACCAGCAGUGAAACCUAAAACGAAGUCUAGACCUUCUCUCAUAGUGCCCAACAAUAGGAGGCGACUUAGGAGCAGUCGUCGCACACCGAAGUAACUCGAUAAUCUCCUAAGACCACACUUUUAAUUUAAGACUAGAUGUGUUUUUCCACCAAUUUAGACUUUGACGAAUAUUCUUUUCUGGCGAUGUUAAUCUCACAGAAUACUUUAUUUUAUUUUUAUAUCUUGAGCUCUGUUCUUUUAAAUAAUUGAUUGUGAUUAAUGGGACAAUGAAACUGUGAUUCGAAAUAUUUGUGAAUGUAUUUAGAAAUCUAUAAUAAUCAUCACACUUUUUUUGUAAGUUUGGCCUAAGUAUUGACUUGGCUGCAGGCGAGAAAUGUCUUUUUUAUAAUUUGCAUUUAGAAAAUUGCUAGUAGUUUCGCAUUUGUGUCUAUUUCCGUCUAUGUUCCAUGUGUAUUUUGAGUAG